Messenger RNA from Gadus chalcogrammus (walleye pollock), 2281 nucleotides. RefSeq names its product ring finger protein 181 (gene rnf181). Gene Ontology annotation, biological process: protein ubiquitination. NCBI's taxonomy places the organism in Eukaryota, Metazoa, Chordata, Actinopteri, Gadiformes, Gadidae. The transcript has 6 exons. The record is from RefSeq and is a predicted model, not a curated record. Gene Ontology annotation, molecular function: ubiquitin protein ligase activity. Gene Ontology annotation, cellular component: cytoplasm. The coding region runs from base 100 to 570 and encodes 156 amino acids.
CCGUUUAGUUUGCCCGGUUUACGAACCAAUCCUCUGAUAUUCGUCGUACUUCGUGGUCUAACGACCUCUCUUCCUUAUGAAUCGAUUGGCGCGAGGACGAUGGCGUCCUACUUUGACGAGCACGACUGUGAACCCACCAACCCAGAGGAGCAGUACCGUCAGAAUGCCCUCCUGGAGCUGGCCAGGUCUCUGAUGCAGGGCCUGGACAUCGACUCGGACGCCUUCGACCUGUCGGACUGGGACCAGCGCCUGCCCCCGCCGGCCGCCGCCGCCGCGGUCCGGACCCUGUGUGUGGUGGUCGUCUCCCCCGAGCAAGCAGACAGAGGUCUGAAAUGUCCUGUGUGUCUGCUGGAGUUUGAGGAACAAGAGGCGGUGCGACAGAUGCCCUGCAAACACUUCUUCCACUCGGGCUGCAUCCUGCCCUGGCUGGGGAAGACCAACUCGUGUCCGCUGUGUCGUCUGGAGCUGCCCACAGACAACCCGGAGUACGAGGAGUUCAAGAAGGACAAGGCGAGGAGGAGGCAGAGGGACCACAGACUUGAGGACCUACAUGGAGCCAUGUACACAUGACACCUCUCCACACCUUGGGGCUGCAAUGCAUUGUGGGUCCGGCGCUCCUCCCCCCCGCUCUGUUUUGGUUUGGUGUUUCUUAUCCGGGGAUGCGGGACGGAAUUUUCCUUUCAAACAAAGAAUGAACUGAUUUAGCAUCGAGAUACGGGCUGUAAUACGGGCUGCACGCACAUUCCACCACCAACCCAUCAAUCCGGACUACUGAGUACUGAACGGGCACGUUCAUCAUCCCCUCUGCCUUCCCCCCGCACCCUUUUAUAGUUUUAAUGAUGACUAUAUUAUUAACCAAUAUUGUCUAAAUAUGGAAACAUUUUUACGUUGUUCCCCGAAGAUUUUUGAAAGAUUACCACUCAGGCAUUAUAUGGUUGUAUGCGUUUGAAAAUGAAGAAGUGUAUUGAUACUUUCCUGGGUUUAUUAUCAGCAUCACUCGCUCCAUUGGAUUGGGUGCACAUAUAUCUAUAUCUAUUAAUGGAAGUGUGAUAUAUAUAUAUUAAAAAAAAAGUGUGAUCACUGAUGUCUGUCCACUGUAGGGUUCUCCACCAUCCAAACCCACACCGCCACGCCUACCACGUGUAUCCACCUUUCAGCUUCUUGUGCUUCGUUUCUGACAUGAAAUAAAUGAUAAAUCUUCAGGCUGAUGUUCUGUCAUGGUCAGGCCUACCCUACGUACGGGAAAUGCAUUUGAUCCCUACCUGUAACACUGUUAAAUAGCGGCCCAAAUUGGUGGGCGCUAUCCUGGUAAUUUCUCUGCGUGAGAAAUACGAAGUGUGGCGUGUGAGCGUGUGCAUGGGUUGAAUUCAUGGGGCAAGCCCCAGGAAUCUCCCACUUCCGGCUUCCAUGAAAGCGAACCAAACUAAUUCACACAAAAGCGUUCAUGCAAAUCUAGCAUCAAGUUCUCUCCAGUCACGCUGAAAGUAGUUCGCUAGUAGUAGCCCUUUAAUUUGCAGUGUCAGAGAAUUCUGAGAAAUCUCAGUGCUGACGAAAUUCUCAGAAUUCUGACACUGCAAAUUAUUGCGCGCUACGACUAGUGAACUACUUUAAAAAAAACUCAACACCGCGACCAGGCGACAAAUGACUGGUGAGAACCUUCUUAAAUGAACCUUUAAUGCUGGUUUUAAUUAUCAGAAUUCGGAUUUUAUCCAAGUAUUCUUACUAUAUUAUCAGAAUGCUGAAUUUUCUCACAAUUCAGAUUUUAUUAGCCUAUUCGAUUUCUGAAUUAAAAUUCUUGUGAUGAAUAAUCUACAUUUAUACAGUCGAUGUGCAGCACAUUUUUCUAACACCAGCACUUCCACAACUAUGCCCAUGUUCCUGACUGCUAUAUACAAAACCAUUUAUAGCGCAUCUAUUUUUCUGCUGGCUAGUGAUAGUCGCCCUAAAUGCAGCUUUAAUGUGGGCUCUGAUUCUGAAUGAAUGCCGCUGCUGAACUGUGUGAAUAAAUGAAGGGAACUGAAAUCCAAAGAAGAGACGUGGUUUUGAUGUACCGGUGAAUUCAAGCUGAAAGUGGAACAUUGCUGCCAUCAUGGGAAAUUAAUGUAGCCUAGGCCUAUUGUAAGUAGCUUUCAAUUCCUUGUUUUUUUGUUAAACAUAUCCAUUUGGUAUGACAAUAGAAACUGAAUAUUUUAGCUUCUAGCUCUAGAUUCCCCCACCCCCACACAGAUUUUUUCCUGUAGAAACAUAUAUGGUGGAAACAGAUACGCCCUCUCAACCACAA